AUGGAUCCUGCCCUCCUACGCGAACGAGAAGCCUUUAAACGGCGGGCGAUGGCAACGCCAACCGUUGAAAAGAAGGCAAAAACUGAAAGCUCGUUUGCGGCUCCGAAGGACAUGAAAAAACCUAGGCCAGCCAGUGCUGCACCGAAAAUCGAUGCUACCAACUAUAAAACUAUGACCGGAAGUUCCCAGUAUCGGUUCGGCGUGCUGGCAAAAAUUGUGAAACAUAUGCGUACCCGCCACCAGGAAGGAGACGAUCAUCCUUUAACGUUAGACGAAAUUCUUGAUGAAACAAACCAGCUAGAUAUCGGAUCCUCUGUGAAAACGUGGCUGCAAGGUGAAGCACUACGCAACAAUCCGAAAAUCGAAUUAACCCCAGACGGGCGUUAUUUGUUCAAAUCGGUAUUUAAAAUCAAAGAUGGCAAGACUCUAUUGCGCUUGUUGAAACAACAUGAUCUCAAGGGACUGGGUGGGGUGUUGCUGGAUGAUGUGCAGGAAUCGUUGCCUCACUGUGAUAAAGUGUUGAAAAACAGAGCAUCGGAAAUUAUUUUCAUUACGCGGCCGAACGAUAAGAAGAAAAUUCUGUUCUACAAUGACCGGACGGCGAACUUCCAGGUGGACGAAGACUUUCAGAAGCUGUGGCGUGCUGUCACGGUGGACGCUAUGGACGAUGCGAAGAUAGACGAGUACCUGGAGAAACAGGGCAUCCGGUCGAUGCAGGACCAUGGCCCGAAGAAACCAUUGCUGCCGAAGCGUAAAAAGUUGGCCAACAAGAAGCGUCAGUUUAAGAAGCCUCGUGACAAUGAACAUUUGGCCGAUGUGCUCGAAACGUACGAGGAUAAUACACUCACGCAGUCGAAUGCGGUUCAGGAAAUUAAGCAAAAUAACUAA
This is a messenger RNA of Anopheles marshallii, 888 nucleotides long. It is a transcript of the gene TfIIEbeta, whose product is annotated as general transcription factor IIE subunit 2. The coding region runs from base 1 to 888 and encodes 295 amino acids. NCBI's taxonomy places the organism in Eukaryota, Metazoa, Arthropoda, Insecta, Diptera, Culicidae. The transcript has 4 exons. Gene Ontology annotation, cellular component: transcription factor TFIIE complex. The record is from RefSeq and is a predicted model, not a curated record. Gene Ontology annotation, biological process: transcription initiation at RNA polymerase II promoter.